AACUUCGGUUCUCUUGGCACUUGGCACCAGCUCAGCCCCAACAGAGGUAUCCCCGCAGAAGCAACAGUGGCGAGCUUUUGUUGUGUUGUAGUUGCUUUGUCGGAAAAUAUAUUAGAAUGCCAAGAUGAGGUAUCCUAAUCUCUUUUCCCGAAAGACGGCGGAUGGCGACAACAAUGGACUAAAGAAGGUAGCUGUGGUGUCAAGCAACGACAAGAGCAGGUGGCCUCACUGGCCCGUGUCAUUGCGAAGCCCUCGACGAUCCUCGAGUCGAAAGCCCGCGAUCACUCGAUCCGAGUCUCAAUCUAUGGAAAACACUAGUAGCAACACAGAUCCACUGCGACGACGCCACAGCAAUAAUGGGCAAUCCAUCGUUUUGGAAGAUGACAUGUCCUCUCUCUCGGAGCAUUCCAAUACCCAACAUCGAAAUAGAGCCAGAGACCACCGACAGCGCAUCCGGCGAAUCCGAGAACUCCAACGUUCGCUUCCUUUUGACGUUGUCGUCCCUACAACAGAGCCUCAGCCACAGCCUCAGCCUCAACUACAGCCAGAACCAAAAGAAGAAGAACCGCACGAAAUGGUUCCCACGGAAUCCGUCGAUCCCACCCGUCCGGAUCUUGUGCUAGAAAGCCUUCUGGCCACACAGUCGAAUACCCCACCUCAGGAACUCGACCCCGAGAGCCGUUCGCGUCUCCAAGCCAUUCGACUGCUAUCUUCCAUGAUGGGGCCCGAUCAUCCCGAUGUCCUAUUCUCCAUGCAAUAUCUGGGCAAACAUCUUCACCGUAGGGGAAAUGUCUAUGGAGCAAAGGCCAUCCAGAACCACGUACACGAACGGUACCAUGCUCAAACCGUCGCGUCCUUGGCUGUCACCAAUCGUUGUGUGUAAAGGUUCCCAAACCAUCCAGCAGCUUCUUUUUGUGUUGAUCACGCAUUUCUGUUCACGAUGCCAACGACUUUUUACCAAGCAAGCAAGCCAAAACUUUUGUUUUCACAUCUACAUAUACACCCACACCGCCUUUUUUACGCCAUUUUGAUACCCAACAAUGAUGUUCUCUUUUUGAUCUAUCCAAUCCCAUUCACCUCAAUGUUGUUUGUUCCAUCCAUUCUUUUUUGAUUGGAUUCAAUCAUUCCUUCAUUCACCUACCAUUUUGUUUUUCACAAACCGGCACUAACGCAAAACUAACACUUCAGUUUUUACACAUACAUACAAACAUGCACCGUAAUAAUACCUGGAUAUCAUUCGGGCGAAUUCAUCGUGCUUAGGUCUUUAGAAGCUUGGUUUCUUUGGCGGAAUCAGUUGAGGUACCGGUACUGUACAGUCCUACUUAUCACAGUUCUUCUCAGGCCACGACGCGUAACAUUUUGGUUUUGGCUUGACUCUUUCGUCUCGUCUGUCAGACUCAUCAGUGCUGGGCUAGGC
This is a messenger RNA of Seminavis robusta, 1417 nucleotides long. The record is from the annotation of a GenBank genome assembly. Lineage: Eukaryota; Bacillariophyta; Bacillariophyceae; Naviculales; Naviculaceae.